Salvia splendens (bonfire salvia) is the source of this 1991-nucleotide messenger RNA. RefSeq names its product protein ROOT HAIR SPECIFIC 17-like. The record is from RefSeq and is a predicted model, not a curated record. The transcript has 10 exons. Lineage: Eukaryota; Viridiplantae; Streptophyta; Magnoliopsida; Lamiales; Lamiaceae. Bases 137 to 1852 code for a protein of 571 amino acids.
CAAGGCGAAACUCCUGCGAUUUUUGAAGUUGGUUGUGCUGUUGUUGAAGCAGAUCAGAAAUCCUCCGCAUUUCCUCAUCACACCAAAACCUCCUUGAUUCAAUCUCUCUCUCUCUCUCUCUAUUGCACACGACGACAUGAGCAUGAUGAAGAAAAGGCCUCAUAGAGAUGAGCUGAUCGGCCUUCAGAUUCUACACGGCCUCGUAUUCCGCCACCACAGCCGCCGACGCCGCCGUUUUCCUCUCUUCUCCGCACUCUCCGGCUGCCUCCUCCUCCUCCUCUUCGCCGUCGUCUUGUUCCUCUCACCUCCGAUCUUCGACCAUACCGGCCACCACCACCGCCUCAUUCUCGAUACAUCGUUCAAUAACAGAGUCGGAAUCCAAAUUAAUGCUGAGAAAGAGAACGUUUUCCGCGUUCCGAGGAGUGGAGGAAUCAUAGGGCGCGAUGUGUGGACUUCAAAUCAAUCGAAUUUAUUUUGCGGGUGCAGCAAUGCGAGCAACGACUUUCGACCUGCGACGAUGAAAACUGAACCUCGUAGAUAUCUGUUGAUCGCAACUAGCGGAGGCUUAAAUCAGCAGAGAACAGGGAUAGUAGAUGCUGUUGUUGCAGCGUACAUCUUGAACGCGACCCUCGUUGUUCCUAAGCUGGAUCAAAAGUCUUUCUGGAAGGACGCAAGCAACUUCUCUGAGAUCUUCAAUGUCGGCUGGUUCAUCAAGUCUCUCGCCAAAGAUGUUAAAAUUGUAGCACAGCUUCCAGAAACAGCAGGGAGAAUCAUAACCACCCGUUCUCCGAGGAAAUGCAAUAAGAAAUGCUAUGAGACGCGAAUUGUCCCCAUCUAUCAGAGGAAGCGAGUACAGGCAGUUCAGCUUACAAAGUUCGACUAUAGGCUCUCAAAUCGGCUUGAUAUGGAUCUGCAGAAGCUAAGAUGCCGUGGUAACUACCAUGCCUUGAGAUUCACUGCUCCCAUUCUUGAUAUGGGUAUGAAGUUGUCCCAAAGGAUGAGAGCGAAAAGCAACCAUUAUGUCGCGUUGCAUUUGAGAUUUGAACCUGAUAUGUUAGCUUUCUCCGGCUGCUACUAUGGGGGUGGAGUGAAAGAGACAAAAGAGCUGGCUUCAAUACGAAAGAGGUGGAAAACGCUGCAUACAAAGAAUCCCGAGAAAGAACGAAGGCAUGGGAAAUGCCCUCUAACUCCUGAGGAAGUCGGGCUGAUGCUGAGGGCAUUAGGCUUUGGCAAUGAUGUUCAUAUAUACGUAGCAUCAGGAGAAGUAUACGGAGGCGAGGAAACACUGGCGCCUCUCAAAGCCCUCUUCCCCAACAUCCACACUAAAGAGACUCUUGCUAGCAAAGAGGAGCUUGCUGAGUUCCAGUCCUAUUCUUCACGAAUGGCUGCGUUGGAUUUCAUUGUUUGUGACGAGAGCGAUGUUUUUGUUGCCAACAACAAUGGAAAUAUGGCAAAGAUUCUUGCUGGGAAGAGGAGAUACUCUGGUCACAAGCCAACAAUUAGGCCUAAUGCCAAGAAGCUCUACCGGCUGUUCAAUGUUCGACACAACAUGACAUGGAACGACUUCGCCUCACAUAUUCGGACAUCCCAAGUUGGUUUCAUGGGAGAGCCAAAUGAGGUGAAGUCAGGGCGGGGCGAGUUCCACGAACACCCUUUACCCUGCAUAUGUCAGAAACGUGGGGAUUCAACAAGAAACGUGGUGGAUAGAAACAACGAAUCAAACAAGGAAGAUGAGGAGCAAUAUCUGUCUGAAACAGAAUAUGCAGAGGAAGAUAGAGUGGUGCCUAACAUGAGAGAUUCUGGUUUAAGAAGCAGUGAUCAGCCAGAAUUAGAUGAGAUUCUAUCAGAGUAGAUGUAGUGUAGAUAGAUAAUAGCAAUUGAUCAACAACAAAUUUUGGUCUUGAUUAGACAGUGAAAAUAAACCAUAAAUAUGUGACUAGGUAGGGCAGCAACAACUUUGUACAUAGAACAUUUUUUGAAAAAGAAUGAAG